GCGCGCUUGUUUUUUUUGACGGCGGCUUGCGUGGUGGUAUUCUUCGAAGAAAACUAAAAAUCCGUGGUAAAAUUACAGCGCUAGAGCGGAAGCGCACGUUGUGUUAUUGUUCGUCGAGACCGCGGAAGAGAAUCCGAACAGUAAAACCGGCAACCAGUUGGAAUAUCCGUUGAGGCAGCCUGUUCAUCAGGCAGCUGAGAAACUCGUUGUACGAUGGAAAAGGAGUCUGAUGAGAAUGUUGUUAACCUGCAGGCGGCGAUUGAAGAAGCCGUUGGUGAGGAAGCAAAUGGUGGAGAUGCUGGGAGUAUAAAUAACGAAAGCGAUAUGGUCAGCGGCACACCAAUGGAGUCGUCGGCGGCCAACGUUGGAGGCGAUUUGCUCACCUCUGACGAAUCAACACCCCUUCCGGAAGACACUGUAGUGACUGAGGAGGAGGUGAUAGAAGAGGUAGUAGAAGAGGAGAUACUGGAAGAGUUGGUGGAGGAUGAUGGCCAAGCGAGUGGGGAUAAGCACAAACCUCCGGAUGACGAUGAACCGGACCGUUUUGAGCCACAACUGAGUACGGUGGUUGAGCAGAAUGAAGAACAAGAGCCUGAUGGUAGUGAGACACUUAAUUUAGUUGAACGAAAAUUUCAACAAGACGAACAAAGGCAUUUGUCGACAAGCGAACCGGCCGCUGCUACUGACACCGAAUGUGUGAAACCAGAUGAACGACAUAACGAUGAUAGCAUGAACGAGUCAUGCCAACUCCAGGACAUAGAGAUGAGAGAUAUGGACGAGAGUCAUGUAAGAAACGAUGGCGAUGGAGAUCGCUCCAUCGAUGAUGUGGAUCCUUUCGACCAAGUGAGACAUGAGCGAUCCUCACAUGAAGAUGAUAGCAGCAGGCUCGAAGAAAGUAAUGCAUCUUUGACCCAGACGGAUGAGCCAGUUACUAAGAGUGACGAGCAGCAGCACGCCGAGGGAGAAGAAUUCGGAAACGAAUCCAACGGCUCAGAACAGACGAGUGACGAAACGGCGGGGGUGGUAGAAGAGCAAAGAGGAGGCGAAAAUGAGAAUAUCAGUCUACUUCCAGAUCAUCAGAGAGUCAUCUCGGAAGAGGAGAAGCAGCAAGCGGCCGCCACAGAAGAGGCAGACAAGGCUAACGCUGCUGCAGAGCAAUUGCAGCAGGAGGAAGAAGAAAGAGCGGCAGAAACUGCAGAAUCUGCAGAAGCAGCAGAAGCGUCAGAAACUGUAGAAACUUCAGCAACAAAAGAAAAUACAGGAACAGCGGGCUCAUCUGGAAAAGAUAUUAACGAUACAGUAGCACAACAGGACGAAACAGUAACCGAAGAUUUGGAGGACGAACAACAGCACUUGGAUACAAAUGAGAUCCCAGAUGAAGGUACGACCGGAGAUAACGAACCCAAUUCUAGCGCCAAUGAUAUCGAGGUCGAAAGUGAGCCUCCAACGGGAGCGAAUCAAAUUCGGGAAUUAGCGAUACCAGCCGUGUCGGCGACCUGUGCCCAGUGCAAAAAAUUGAGUCCAAUCUGUGUGUACAGCAUUACGCGUGAUAUUCCACCCGAGGGAGAGUCACAAGAGAAUGAGUACAUUUGCUCAUUCACCUGCGUUCAAAGCUUGCGUACUGCGUUCCCGGGUAAAUUCGAACUGAUUCAGCACCAGGUGGGCAUUUACCCGAUUUUCGAAUGCAAUGCCACGUGCAAGCGAUGCUCACGGGAAACGCUGUGCAAGUUUCGCUAUCGUUCACCGAAAUCUACCGACAACACCUGGCGGUACCUUUGCGAGAUGAAGUGUGUUCAACAUAUGACCGGGAUCAAUUCGGAGAAGUUUUGUCUGCUUAAAACGCGUUACACGAUUGAGGAGAAGGUUCCACCGAUGACCGAACCACGGCGGUGCAUUCAAUGCUUCGAUAACAAACCGUGCCAAUUUGCGUUCAAGCAGGAUGAUGACGAACUGUUCAUCUGUCAGAACGAUUGCCUAAACUUACUGAUGAAAGAACAUCCGCAGCUGUUCCGCUUGAAGCGCUACUCGGUACGUGUGCGCACGAUGCCAAAAGCUACUCCUGCCGAGCAGCGGUCCGAUGUUGCGAAUAUUGCGGCACGAACAGAAGAAGAGAUCGAAGCUGCCCGCGCGGCACGUGAAGCUUCAUUCCAACAUCGAUGCUAUCAAUGCUCGCUCUUAAUAAUACCAGGCUCGGAACAGCGGUUGCAGUGGGAAGCGAUGGAUUUCUGCGGUGAAAGGUGCCUAGCGUCUUAUCAGAACAGCAAAGGAUCACACUGCGUCCAGUGCCAGAAAGCAGUGACCGUCACCAGCCUUGGCAAGUACUGUGUGCGGUUUGGCUUCAAAGUGUGCCAGUUCUGCAGUGCCAGUUGCUUGGAUACGUAUAAGAAGCAAUUGAAGAAUUGCUGCUAUUGUCAGAGGGACAUCUCAACGCAAGGUGAAGGCGUAGUGGUGAUCCGCGGUACUGCCAAGGGAACCUUCCGUGAAUUUUGCAACUCGGAAUGCCAUCAGCGCUACAAAUAUGCAACCAUUGCAAACAUCAAGAAGAAACCACAAAUUUGCUCCGUAUGCAACCACAAAAAGCCAACCAGCGUGGUCGUUCGCUUGGAAACGAAGGAACACUAUUUCUGCAGCUCACCGUGCUUUUCCGCUUUCAAAUUCGUUAGCAACAUUACCCCGGACGAGUGUGCCAUGUGCGGAGAUUACUUUGAGCGUCAAUCAGUUCUUGAUUCGUACACUAUUUUUGCAAAAGAUGCAUCCAAGAAACCUUCCGCAUUUUGUACGCAGAUAUGCAUGAACCUGUACAUCAGCAAGAAUCGAAUCAUCGAUUCGUGUAGUUGGUGCAAGGUGAAGAAGUACAAUUUCGAUAUGAUCAGAAAGGGCAGCAGCAACACGCUGCUCUGUUCGCUGAAUUGUCUUCAACUGAGUCAAGUUUCGAUGAAUGCAAUAGCGAUGAAGGAAUCACAGUGCGACCAUUGCGGUGUGCUGAAAACGCCACAGUAUCACUUAACCAUGAGUGAUGCGAGUUUGCGCGACUUCUGCACAUACCAGUGCGUCAUGCUAUUCCAGAGCCUGUUUGGUAAGCAAGCAGCUCAUGAUGGAAACCAGCAGACAGAGCCUCAAGAGCCCGUCCCAACAGGAUUACCAAAACGGGUUCGAAAGCUUGGAAACGUGCAACAACAACAGCAGACGACGCAACAGUUGCUACAGCAACAACAGCAGCAAGUGGACGCUCUAAAUCAAGCUAAAGCAAAGCGUCCAACAAGAACAGCGGCUAGUAAUAAUCCACACUGCGUGCCGGUGAUAGCUUCCGUACAUUCAUUGGCCUCUUCUAGUGGCCGAAGUGUGCGAAGUGGUCCGAAGCCGGGAACCAUCCAGCAGCAAGGAAUGACUUUGAGUCUGCACGAGUUGCCGCAACUGCGCGUAGCACUGGAGCCGCUUACUAACAUCCCCGCUACCGGAUGCGUUUCGUUGGCAGCAUUCAAACCAAACCUCAAUGCGACAACUACUAUAAAACGGAUUUCGGCUUCAACACAAUCUGUACAAGAUACAUCAAGAGCAUCAGUUGAAUCUUCGAUCGCCGUAACUAAGGCAACGACGACUGCACCGAUUGAAACUUCAAGGCAUGAUUCUCCCUCUGCUCCAGUCGCUCCUACAAUAGAAACUCACACGCAGAUCGUCACAAUUCCGCCUAUUCCGGUGCAAGUAGCGAACAUUGCAACCAUGUGCAAACCGAAACAGGAGUCCAAGGGUGUGAGCUGUCGUCCGGUGCAGUGUGACGUCGGAUGCCAGACGGAAAGUUGGUUGCAGCGUAAGCUCAUUAUUCCGAUUCCGGUGCCGAUGUAUGUGCCCGUGCCGAUGUUUAUGUACUCGAUGCCAACACCGGUACCGGUUCCGAUUCCGUUGCCUAUUCCUGUGCCCGUCUUCAUCCCAACGACCCGUAAUUCGGCAAACGGUAUCUUGAAGGAAAUCAAAAAGAUACAGGAAAAGCUACCAACGGACCCGUAUGAGGCGGAGUUGCUAAUGAUGGCAGAAAUGGUGGCCGGUGAAAAGAAGAAGGAGGAAAGCGAUUCCGAUUCGGACGAUGGUGGUGUGGGUGUAACGGUAGAUGAAACACCCUUCGAAGGUACUACCCAUGAAAUCGAACAUAAUACUUCCUUCAGCGAAGAUCUGGUGCAAAUGGCACUGAAGAUGGCGUCCUCCGAGUACGAGGAUUCGGCAGUUGAUCUCGAGUCUGCUAUGCAAGCGAACACCAUAUCACAGCAGCAGCAAGAGGGAUAUGUGGAUGACUCCCACCUGCAGCAUCAUCAGCAGCUGCUCAUGAUGGAUCAACAGCAACGGCAGACGACGUCCGCGCUAGUGCAACGAGGUCGCAAACGAACUCCUUCUGGCGUUUCGACACGUGCGGCGGUGACAAAUAAUAAUUCACCACAGCAUCUUGCUGCCAGUAAGCGAAUCAAACGCGAGCAUCUGAGUGAACCUUCGCCCGAACCCGUCAGGGUGGUAGAACCGAUGGAAAAGCCGGAUGCCAACAUGUGUCUAAAGUACACGUUCGGUGUGAACGCGUGGAAGCAGUGGGUGCUGACGAAGAACGCGGAACUCGAGAAGAGCUCUGUCCGUAGGAAACCGUUCAAAUCCGAUAUUCUACAGCUGACGGCCGACGAGUUGAGCUAUUCGCUCUGCUUGUUCGUAAAGGAGGUCCGUAAACCCAACGGAACCGAGUACGCCCCGGAUACCAUCUACUAUCUCGUGUUGGGAAUACAACAAUAUUUGUUCGAAAAAGGACGAGUUGAAAACAUAUUUACCGAUCCAUACUAUGAGCGGUUUACGGAUUGUUUGGAUGAGGUGGCUAAAAAGUUCUCCGUUCUUUACAACGAUUCCCAAUUUAUCGUAACGCGUGUGGAGGAGGAGCACCUGUGGGAAUGCAAGCAGCUUGGCGCACAUUCACCGCACGUCCUACUCAGUACGCUGAUGUUUUUCAAUACAAAACAUUUCAAUUUGGUCUCGGUGGAUGAGCACAUGGAGCUCAGUUUUUCGCACAUUAUGAAACAUUGGAAGAGGAACCCUUCCGGCCGACCAGAUCAGAAAGGCAACAACGCGUCGCGGAACGUUCUGCUGCGCUUUUAUCCGCCGCAGUCAUCACUGUCUGCUAACGCAAGAAAGAAGAAAGUCUAUGAACAGCAGGAAAAUGAAGAAAAUCCCCUCCGUUGUCCGGUAAAGUUGUACGAAUUUUAUCUCUCCAAGUGUCCGGAGAGCGUUAAAACGCGUAAUGAUGUAUUUUAUCUACAACCGGAACGUUCUUGUGUACCCGACUCACCCGUCUGGUACUCGACGCAGCCUUUGAGCAAGGAGGCUCUCAGCAAGAUGUUGCAUCGCGUGAAGAUGGUCAAAGAGAUCAAUAUCGCCCUUCUGACCAGCUAAUGAGGGACUCGUUCGCGGCAAUCAUAUUCGAUCGAGUUACACAAAGCAAAUCCCCCAAAUCCCCAUCGGUGUCAUACAUCGAGCCAUCUAAGUAGUACGCCCUCCUGCUGGAACUUCGUACGAUGAGUACGAUAAUAGAUUACAGUGAAAAGUACUGUGCAGAGACACCGUCGGGAUCAUCCCCAGUAGCGGAUUCAUAUUGUGUUUCUCAUUAGGGUUUUUAAUCGUUAAGUGUUCAGCUUAGAUGAACUUCAUUCAUGCGUCGCGGUUGAGGAAUAGAGUUAGUGUACGUGUGAAUCGUCCCCUCGGAAAUAGCAGUGUCGUUCCAAGGUGUACAUAGAAGUCUGGAUAUUCAAGGCACUCCUGGCACAACGCUUUAUGCAGUGGAAUGUAAAAUAAACAAAAAUCAGUUUCCUAA
This is a messenger RNA of Anopheles darlingi, 5836 nucleotides long. RefSeq lists its product as uncharacterized. Bases 214 to 5418 code for a protein of 1734 amino acids. NCBI's taxonomy places the organism in Eukaryota, Metazoa, Arthropoda, Insecta, Diptera, Culicidae. The record is from RefSeq and is a predicted model, not a curated record. The transcript has 7 exons.